Molecule: messenger RNA, 4421 nt
Organism: Engraulis encrasicolus (European anchovy)
Lineage: Eukaryota; Metazoa; Chordata; Actinopteri; Clupeiformes; Engraulidae
Product: ADP-ribosylation factor-binding protein GGA2-like
Exons: 18
Coding region: 86-1984 (632 amino acids)
Biological process (GO): Golgi to plasma membrane transport; protein localization to cell surface; intracellular protein transport
Cellular component (GO): trans-Golgi network
Molecular function (GO): phosphatidylinositol binding; small GTPase binding; ubiquitin binding
Source: RefSeq, a predicted model, not a curated record
GCUCGAGCCGAACUGGAAGUCAUCGGUGCACUGAGGACAACUGCGCGAUAUUAGAAGCAACAGCAACAGCAGGCAGGCGGAGAAGAUGGCGACGGGGGAGAGCCUUACAACGGACACAUUAGAAACUUGGCUAAAUAAAGUGACCGACCCCAGCAACUCUGAGGAGAGGUGGGAUUGCAUCCAGGGCUUCUAUGAGCUGGUCAACAGUGAACCGGAGGGUCCUCAGACAGCGACCCGGCUGCUCGCCCACAAGAUCCAGUCACCUCAGGAGAAAGAGGCCCUGCAGGCACUCACGCUGCUGGAGGCCUGUAUGAACUACUGUGGCAAGCGGUUUCACAACGAGGCUGCCAAGUUUCGCUUUCUAAAUGAACUCAUCAAAGUUCUCUCGCCAAAGUACCUGGGCUCCUAUAGUCCUGAGGCUGUAAAGCAGAGGAUAGUGGAGGUCUUCUUCAGCUGGACGCAAACACAGUGGCUUAAGGACGAGGCCAAGAUACAGGAGGCUUACCGCAUGCUCAAGAAACAAGGUGUGAUCAAGAAGGACCCCAAGCUGCCAUCCACAAUAGUCAUGCCCCCACCAACAGAAAGACCAGAAUGCUCUCUCUUCGCAGAUGAAGACAAGUCCAAGCUGUUGGCUCGGCUACUGAAGAGCAACAAGCCAGAAGACCUGCAGACGGCCAACCGACUCAUCAAGAAUACCAUCAAAGAGGAGCAGGAGAAGAGUGAGAAGGAGAGCAGGCGUAUCAGCACCCUGGAGGAGGUGGAGAAGAGCACAGCUGAGCUGAGGGACAUGCUGGACCACUACAAGACCAGCGGACAACUCACACCAGAUAUGAAGAGUGUGUAUGAGCGUUGUGAUAAGCUGAGACCGAACCUGUUCCGGCUGGCCAGCGACACCGUGGAUGACGACGAAGCCUUAGCGGUAAUCCUUCAGGCUAACGACAAGUUGACCACGGUGGUAACUCUCUACCGACAGACUACAGCUGACAAACAGGAAGUGAGCAGCAGUAAUGGAGGAGGAGGAACGGGGGCCUGCGACGACACAGUUUCAGAGCCUGUCAGUCCAAUCAGAAGCUACCACCUUAUUGAUUUCUCGGCCCUGGAUGCUACGCAGCCCACCUCCUCCGACCCCUCUCCUCCUCCCCUCCCCACUGCGUUUCCCAGUAGUAAUGGGGGAACAGCAGAGGAGGACUACAACUCCAAUCUGCUGCUGGACGACGACCUCGUGUCCCUCGGUGUCGGUAGUCCCACCACACCCUCCCCAAGUGCCACCGGGUCAUACCUCGAUGAGCUCAUAGAGCUGGAGGAUAUUGUCAGGAUUCCGAAGUACUCCGCCAAAGACUCUGUACUACAGCAACACACCAAUGGCACUAAUGGAACAGGCCCCAUUCUCAUCAGCAGGGGAUGUGGACUGGACUCCAUAUCCCAGAAUGGCUCCUCACCAGCUCCUAUGGCAGCUGACCAAUCAGGAUCUAUUAUGGGUAACCAUCAGAACUGGGCCCCUCUGAUGUCACACUCCCCUUUGAAGGAUGUACUUCCAUCGCUGGACAAGUCACUAGCUGACGUCUUUGUGCCCUUACAUUCUGUGAAGCCAAGUCGCCUGGAGCCGGUGACGGUGUAUGACCGCUGGGGGGUCCACGUCUGCCUGCACUUCUGCCGCGACAGCCCCCCCGCACGCCCCGAUGUUGCCGUGGUGAUCGUAUCCACGGUGAACACCUCAGCGUUGGCCGUAGCAGACGUCCAGUUCCAAGUCGCUGUGCCUAAGAACAUGACUGUUAAGUUGCAGCCGGCUUCAGGGAAGGACCUGCCCCCCUAUAAUCCCCUACUGCCCCCUGCCUCCCUCUCUCAGAUACUACUGCUGGCCAACCCACAGCGGAACUCGGUGCGUCUGAGGUACAAGCUGAUGUUGAAGCAUGGCGAUGAGAAGAUCAACGAGGUGGGGGAGAUAGACCACUUCCCUGAAUGGCACUCCUGGACACAGUCAUGACCGCUCACACUGUGUGUGUGUGUGUGUGUGUGUGUGUGUGUGUGUGUGUGUGUGUGUGUGUGUGUGUGUGUGUGUGUGUGUGUGUGUGUGUGUGUGUGUGUGUGUGUGUGUGAGAGAGAGUUAUUGAACUCUUCUCCAUCCUGUCCCACCCACCCCACCUUUCACACACUUCACUAUGCCAAUUUCUGGAUACAAUACAAUAUGUAUUUAUAUAGCACAAUAUCAGAACUAUGAAGUUGACUCAAAGUGCUGUCAAAUACACGCACAUACACACACACACACGCACACACACACAUUCACACACCAGCUCUGGAGGCUGCCGUACAGCGACCAAUUGUCCGGGGUUUAUGUGGGAAGUCGCCUGAUAAUCAUCGACUUUCAAAUCUCUUCGAGACUUGGUCUGACCAAGAGCAUAACAAUUAACGUUUCUCAAACGACAUGGUUGACCUCCCUCCCUUGUUUUACUACUGGUUGACUGGUUUCCGACAAAGUGGGCGGAGUUCCCGAUUUUUCUGGAGAUCAGAAACGCUAUUUACAUUGCUCUUGGCCGCCUGACUAGAAGCAAAGCCGAAGCUGUUGCGUCACUAGGAGGGCGUGCCCUGGCUAGUGAGUGUGCACACACACACACACACACACACACACACACACACACACACACACACACACACACACACACACACACACACACACACACACACACACACACACACACACACAUACACACACACACAAGUAGAUGUUGAUGUGGAGGAGGAGAUGGUGAUAGUGGGACUGCCAAGAGCACGCUACACAAUAACCAGACAAGAUGAUGCCGUGUCCACCAACAUGACUCCAUCUAACAAUGGAGGCUGCGUGUGCAUGUGCAUGUGCGUGUGCGCGCAUGUGGGUGGGCAUGUGUGUCUGUGCACAUGCGUGUAUGCGUGGGUGGGUGAGUGGUUUUGUGCAUGUGUGUUUAAGUGUCUGUAUAGUAUUUUUGAUAUUCUUCAAAAUAAUAUUAUCUUGAGCCAAUGAGAUCAGUACCAAAUGUGUUUGUGUGUGUGUGUGGUGAGUGGUGAGUGAGAGAGAGGAAAAUACCCUUUUAACCCCCUUCAAGCUGCCUAUUGGCUUUGCAGUCUGAGGCCGCAGCGAUCACACACCACAGCAUGGAAAGCAAAAUGUGUUGAUUCCUCAGGUGUACUAGCUUUAUUGACAAUCUAACUGUGCCAAAUUUUCUCUCUCUCUCUCUCUCUCUAUCUCUCUCUCUCUCUCUCUCUCUCUCUCUCUCUCUCUCUCUCUCUCUCCCCCCCUCUCCCUCAAUGAUAUAUAUUAUUUUCAUCAAGAACAACAGAGGUACCUGCCUUGCCUGUUCACUUUGAAAAGCCAAGGCUUUUUUCCCUACUCGUUUUUUUUUAUUCUUUUUUAUAAUAUAAAAAUAAUAGUAUACUAUAGCAGGUAUUUUGCACUGGACCCUAUUUAUUUGGCUGGAGUUUUUAAAGCUGAUGUCUCUACCGUUGCUGCCUUAACUGUUUUUUUUGUUUGUUUUUUUGUUUUUUAACUUAAUUUUUUUAAUGCACCAUACCACCAUUUAUUGAAGUAUUUCAUUCAUAGUAUCCCACCUCCCCUUCAAUUUAUUUAAACAAUAGUGUUUACCUUUCUCCUAUUCAGGGAGAAAGAUAAACAUAAAAAAAACUCAAUUAUUUAAAUCGAUGGAGAUGGGCAUAUUUUCAGAAAUGUCACCGUAAGCUUUUUAGUAUUCCAAUAGUCUGGCUCAGUAGUUAAGGUUAAGUUAACCUUGAGGUGGUGGUAAAUCAUCUAAUAGAAGGGCCUGGAGUACUCAUUUUCUUACCUAAAUGACACCUGUGAGCUAUCUAUUGUCAGGUUUACCUUCCUGUAGGUUAACUUAGCCAGGUUUAUCGCUUAAUCAUGCUCUUGGAAUACCCCCCUGGCGUUGACGGGUAGUUGUAUACACACUGGUACCUAGACAAAACUUGUCUAUGACGACAGGCUGUCUCUUCACACAUUAAAUCCUCAAAGAUUCAGUGGUGUUGAAAGUAAUGACAGGGUGUUUUUUGUUGAGAAACUAUGAAACAUUUCUCUGAAUGUGUCGUUAGUAACAAUAUUGAGGGUUUCUGUUCAGACUUUUGCUUUCUCAUUUUUGCAAGUUUCAUUGGAAUAGCCCUCCCUCUAGUGUUCAUGUUAUUGAAUUGCUUCUGUCUGUGCCUUAUUACUUAGGAAGACCUCUGUCUGCCAAUGAAUGGGGCUGUCUCUGUUUUGGCCGGCCCCCUCCUUGAUUUUUUUCAGUCAUGUGAACUUGCAGGUACUACCUAGUACAGAUUCUGUCAGUUUUCCGUCUGUGAUCAUUAUAACAUUGUAAGGAGUGAGCUAAUAUUGUUUUUGAAUGUGAAUGAUUAUUUUUAUUAUUAUUAUGUUUGUGCUAAAUAAAUGUGUUUCUUCUAAA